UAAAACGUAAAUCAUAGCAGUAGUGGACGCCAAAUUUUCUAGCGCCACGUAGUUUUCAUAAGUAAUUACGGUAUUGGUAAUUGUUAAGUUCUUUUGUUGGUACGAGUCUUGGAAAUAUCUUGCGAGAUUGCAGUCAACAUGGAGAAUGAUGAUGUGAAAAGCACGAAUUCGUCUCCAGGAGGCGAAACUUUGGAACAGAAGCACAAUCGACUGCUAGCGGAACAUGCCAAGGUUCGAAGUCAGUUAGCGGUGCUUAAAAAUGUGGUUGUGGAGGAAAAGAACAACACUGCAGAGUUGAAGAGUCAGAUGCGUCAAAAGGACCAAGCUAUUCGUAGGCUGGAACAGGAGACAGAAAGUAUACGCUUUUUGAAUGGACAGAUGCAGACUCGUUUAGUCAUCCUCCAAAAGGACCUCAUGGAACGGGACACGAAAAGCAAAUCUAGCAGAAGAAAAGAACCUGCACAACCAAGCGUCGCAUCUUCGAGCACGGAGCUGAAUGCCGAUUUUGUGCAGUUGGUGGAAAUUAAUGCGCAUUUGUCGAGCAAGCUAAAUUCCGUUCAAACCGAGAUGGAAACGCGAGUUAAUGAAUUGGAGUCGAAAUUGAGAGAUGCCGCCGUGGCUGAGAAAAACGCAGUUAACCAGCUGACCGAGUAUAAGGAGAUGUUCCAAGAAGUAGAAAAUCGCGUCAAAGCCGAAUGCGAAGCCGCCUGGAGGAAGGAGGUGUCCGAGCAUAAAGGAAGUGUAUUCGAUUUAAGAACGGAAAAUUCUAUUCUAAAAUCAGAACUGGAGAAAGCGAAAAACGACAUAGACAGUUUGCAGAAGAAUAAUACAGAUGUUGCUCAACAAUCCCUGUUCAUAAAAAGUCUUUCGGAACAGAUCGACUCGCAAAAAGAGCAGCUGGUUAAGCUGCAGCAGGACAGAGAGGAAUGGAUGUACAAGGCGCAAAUAUUAACCCUGAAGUCAUCGAGCAGUCAAGCUGAACUUCCCCUGGAACGUAGUGAUAGCGGUGAUUCGCGCACAACGGAGAUGGAAGCACCCGUAAACCAAGUGGAGAGCAGUUUAAGAACGCGUAUUAACACACUUAUAUCCGAUUUGCAACUUGCGGAUGGAAAGGCGUUAUAUUUUCAGGCGGAAUGCUCCGCUCUGCAUUUGCGGCUGCAAAUGGUGGAAGAUGAUAAAAGAAAAGUGGACCAACGCUUGUCGGAGGCGCGAAACCACAUUGAUGAGUUAAAAAAGCAGUUUGAAUCCACGGUGAUCCACACCAACGAACAAAUCAGCCUUAUGAGCGAACAUUUGGCAUCGAUGAACGAAAAGUUGCAAACGAAAACCGACGAGAUCAACAUUCUCAAGUACGAACGGGAUAACCGGCUCCCCAAGGCUGCCACUCAGCCGAAAUACUCCGCUCAGAAAGGCCAAAGAUGAGAAAAACGAAACGGUCUUUGUGGCUAAUUGCGAGUCAUUUUCCAUUUUAAAGUCCACGAUAAAACUAUUCCGUACUCACAGAAGACUCCAGGUGCAGUUGCACCGGAUUGUAAUUUUGAGUUGUGAUUUAUAGUUUUUUUUAUUUUGUCGUUGUAAAUAUAGUUGAUUAUUUAAAGCCGAGAUUUCUGCCCCGAUUGAAUUAUGUCGUUUGAGCCGUACUCUACUCCUUGUUGUGAUGCAAAAUUCGAAAGAGAGCACGGGCGCAGAUACGUGACUGAGCAUUCAAAUGUUUGUUAUAUU
Paramacrobiotus metropolitanus is the source of this 1722-nucleotide messenger RNA. Its product is annotated as protein phosphatase 1 regulatory subunit 21-like. The transcript has 11 exons. The coding region runs from base 139 to 1422 and encodes 427 amino acids. NCBI's taxonomy places the organism in Eukaryota, Metazoa, Tardigrada, Eutardigrada, Parachela, Macrobiotidae. The record is from RefSeq and is a predicted model, not a curated record. Gene Ontology annotation, cellular component: early endosome; membrane.